CCGGGUGAACGAAUCACGCGGGAGUCUUUGGGAGGACGCCGAGCGUUAGACCCGAGAUGAAGCAAGGGGGGAAGGAUUACUCCUGGCGGUCGGCCUUCUGCUGGCUCCUGUGCGUCUUUCAAUCAGGGUGUGUCCAAGGGGUGAACAUCACUCGUUUCGGGAAUUCGAUCCGUGGAAUAGUAGGUGGAGAAGCCCUGUUCUCCGUACGAUACUCAAGCACCAGUCUGGACCUACCGGUCAUCAAAUGGCAGCUUAAGAGGGAGAAACCGAUCACGGUGGUCCAGUCCAUCGGCACCAACAUCAUCGGGAACCUUCGGCCGGAGUACCGAGAUCGCAUCUUGGUGUUCGAGAACGGAACGCUGUUAAUGCAUAACCUGAAGCUGUCUGAUGAGGGACUGUACGAGGUGGAGAUUUCCAUCACUGAUGAUACGUUUACAGGAGAGGAAACCAUCGAGCUCACAGUGGACGAGCCCAUAUCUACACCGUACGUGGACGUACCCACCUCCACAGUUCUGGAACUCACCGAACACUUCUUUCUGAACUGCUCUCACGAUACGGGCACCAAGACCACCUACAGCUGGUUAAAGGGAGGCAAGCCGCUCCCUAACAUCACUCGCCUGCUGCUGUCUCCUGAUCAGAAGGUGGUGACCAUCACGCGAGUGCUGAUGGAGGAUGAUGACGUCUACAGCUGUCUGGUGGAGAAUCCCAUCGGCAGUUUGAAAAGCACAUCCAUCAAGCUUACGGUUUAUAGAAGAAGCUCCCUGUACAUCAUACUCUCCACAGGAGGCAUCUUUCUCCUGAUUACUCUGGUGACCGUGUGUGCCUGCUGGAAGCCAACAAAAAAAAAGAAAAAACAGAAACUGAAGAUGAAUGUGCCAGGAACUGCUGCUGAAAGCCAUCGUAUGAUUGACGAGGACAAACCAGAAGAAGAUGUCGUCCCAACAGUGACAGAUCAUGAGCGCAGAAACCCGGUAUCACUUUACAUCCUAAAAGAGAAGGACCCUCCAAGUGACCAACCUGCUCCAAUCUGCAAAACAUGUACAAGUAACAGUGGCAGUCCAUCCAGCUCCAGAGGUCCUGCACCUACCCAUUCACGCUCACCUGACGUUCCAGCCCGAGCUUCACGCAGCUACCCGAGAACACCCACCAACUCCCCCCCAGGACGGCCCGGCGGGAGAAGACGCCAAAGUCGGAGCCCGCCCGCCCAUCGUGCUCACACGUCCGGCUGCUCGUCCCCUCCGAACAGGCGACUCGCUGAACCGUCCAUCCCUGACCCAGAGUUACCCAAAACGUUCACUGAGCCCCUAAUGCUGCUGCGGGAAAUUGAAAGUCUUUCUGUAAACUAAUGGAAGGUUUGGGACACUGAUAAACGUGUACAUAUAUAAAUUCAGUACAAUUGAUCCUCUGAAUCAGCACUUUAUAAUAUAAAUGUUGUCUCUGCAAAAGUAUUUUUGUCCCCCAAAAUAUGGUAUGAGAACUUAGCUUAAAAUAGUGGACAUAAGUUCAUAUAAAUAAGUUC
This is a messenger RNA of Trichomycterus rosablanca, 1519 nucleotides long. RefSeq names its product hepatic and glial cell adhesion molecule b (gene hepacamb). The coding region runs from base 57 to 1346 and encodes 429 amino acids. The record is from RefSeq and is a predicted model, not a curated record. Lineage: Eukaryota; Metazoa; Chordata; Actinopteri; Siluriformes; Trichomycteridae. The transcript is spliced from 7 exons.